Molecule: messenger RNA, 330 nt
Organism: Lolium rigidum
Lineage: Eukaryota; Viridiplantae; Streptophyta; Magnoliopsida; Poales; Poaceae
Exons: 1
Coding region: 1-330 (109 amino acids)
Source: RefSeq, a predicted model, not a curated record
AUGGAGAACAAGGGACCAGCGCCAACGGAAGUCACGGACGUGAGGAGGCCGGCGGAGGAGGAUGCGGCCUCUGGCGCCAGGUGCUUCCGGAGGACGGUGGGCGAGGACGCGACGUUGAUGGAGAGCGCCAAGGACCGGUUCCGGCAGUUCAAGGACGCGCCGGCGGCGGAGCACUGGGUCUGCCUCAAGAACAAGGUCCGCGCUGCCGGCGAGUACGCUGGUCUCAUGACCCGCCAGGGCGUCUCCAUGUUCGGCGAGCCCAAGAUCGGCUCCGUGUUCCAGCAAGGCUCCGAGGAUCAUGCCAAGAAGACGUCGGCCGCCGAGUCAUAG